AUGCCCACAGAAGUGCGGUCUUGGCUCGAAGGCUCUCCCACUGAGCUCCAUCUCCAGCCGCUGUGUUCCUUUCGAACACUCCUCCCAACUCCUGAUCGAGUUUUGGAAGCCAUCCCCGGGCAUCCCUGCCCAGCUGGGAGCCGGCGAUCUGGAAAUCUACGCUCAGCACGCUCAGCCCAACCCCCUCACGGGACCCAAGUUUCCCGGGGCGGCCGCGGUCCCAGGUACGCGUCUGCCCGCCCGGCGCGUUCCAACCGCUCUCAGACCCCUCCCUCACAGCUCUCCUCCCGAGGAAACUUGACCCUCGCCAGCCGCCGUCGCCGAGCCCCGACCUACUCGUUCGUCGUCCAGCUGCUCGCCAAGCUCAAACUCCUCACGCCGUUACCCAGGCUCAGGGGGCGGGGCCUCGGUAGGAGCCAGCGCGCCUGCGCAGACCGCCCCGCGGAGCUUAGAGACGAGGGGAGGGAAGGCGCCCGGUGUCUGCGGACCUGGACGGCGGCCGGGAAGGGGCACUUGGGGAGAGGGAUGCGUCGGUGCCCUGGAAGCAGGCCUUGGGAAGUAGGGACGGGGUCCUGUAGGCUUAGUUCCCAGAGAGUCAGAGCUAGUGACGUCCUGGGGAGCGGGUGGGAGGCACCAAACGCCGAAGAGGCCUUCGGAACGAACCUGGGACCGCUGCCAGAGCAAGCUCUUAACCGCCCUCUCUCCGGCCCCAUGAGUUUUUAAUAUGCAAGUUCAUGACUCUCUUCCCGCUACACAGACCCCCUCAUCCCUCGGCUACCCACAGUAAUUUAACUUUUUUUCCCCUAGAUUGUGAGAGGUUUGUU
Molecule: messenger RNA, 824 nt
Organism: Meriones unguiculatus (Mongolian gerbil)
Lineage: Eukaryota; Metazoa; Chordata; Mammalia; Rodentia; Muridae
Exons: 3
Coding region: 1-723 (240 amino acids)
Source: RefSeq, a predicted model, not a curated record